AUCCUCAGUACUGGCGAGAGCGGUGGUAAACAUGGCGUCGGAAGGGAUGAUUUUAACCAACCACGACCACCAAAUACGAGUUGGAAUUCUAACGGUGAGUGACAGCUGCUUCAGGAACCUGGCUGAGGACCGCAGUGGAGUAAACCUCAAAGAUCUGGUCCACGACCCAUCACUGCUUGGAGGCGUCAUAUCUUCCUACAAAAUAGUCCCAGAUGAGAUUGAUGAGAUUAAGGAGACAUUGGUGGACUGGUGUGAUGAGAAGGAGCUGAACCUGAUUCUGACCACCGGAGGAACAGGGUUCGCCCCCCGUGAUGUCACGCCCGAGGUACAUGGGGACCCCAAAGUUUGUGUUUGUGUCCAUGCCACCAAAGAGGUGAUAGAGCGCGAGGCUCCAGGGAUGGCCCUGGCUAUGCUGAUGGGCUCCCUUCAGGUCACACCUCUGGGCAUGCUCUCCAGGCCUGUCUGUGGAAUCAGAGGCAAAACCCUCAUCAUCAACCUACCUGGCAGCAAGAAGGGCUCACAGGAGUGUUUCCAGUUCAUCCUUCCAGCUCUGCCCCACGCCAUUGACCUGCUGAGGGAUGCGGUUGUGAAGGUGAAGGACAUCCAUGAGGCUCUGGAGGACCUGCCCUCACCCCCACCGCCCCUCUCCCCACCCCUCACCCUCAACAGCAUUGCCUGCACCCAGACAGAGGACAAGGGUGUGCAGUGUGAGGAUGAUGAUGAUGAUGAUGAGGAUGAUGAGAAGAUGAAGGACAGAUGCUUGGUGUCCACCGAGGACCACCACGCCCACCACCACCACCACACCCACUCCCACUCCCACUCCCACGGACACAACUCACACAUCACCGCCGCCGCCAUCGCUGCCAAGAAGGGGAAGCCCCAGCACCAUAACCAUGCUGUUGUCAUGGCUAAAGGUAGCCACUAUCUACCUGGUCUGGUAUCUAACCUCCCCCCUGCCCCACCUCAUUACACCUGCUCCUGCUCUGGAGACCAGCCGGUAACGAUCCCAGACAGCAUAAUCUCUAGGGGUGUGCAGGUUCUUCCCAGAGACACAACUUCUCUGAGCACCACGCCCUCCGAGUCGCCACGCGCCCAGGCCACCUCGCGCCUCUCCACUGCCUCCUGCCCCACACCCAAAGCCCGGCUCCCCUCCUGCUCAUCCACUUAUAGUGUCUCAGAGGUUCAGUCACGGUGUGGCAGCAAAGAGAACAUCCUGAGAGCUAGUCACAGUGCAGUGGACAUCACCAAGGUGGCUCGCCGGCACCGCAUGUCUCCCUUCCCCCUCACCUCCAUGGAUAAGGCCUUCAUCACUGUACUGGAGAUGACCCCUGUGCUCGGCACCGAGAUCAUCAACUACAGAGCUGUUCCACCUGACCCAGAUGCUCUCCAUUCCACCCUGUCUAUCGAUGGGAUGGGUCGAGUCUUAGCUCAGGACGUCUAUGCCAAAGACAACCUGCCUCCGUUCCCUGCAUCAGUCAAAGAUGGUUACGCCGUGCGAGCGGCCGACGGUCCUGGAGAUCGCUUCAUCAUUGGGGAGUCACAGGCAGGACAGCAGCCGACCCACACAGUGAUGCCGGGUCAGGUGAUGAGGGUGACAACGGGGGCUCCUGUCCCCUGUGGGGCAGAUGCUGUAGUGCAGGUGGAGGACACAGAGCUGCUUCGAGAGUCUGACGACGGCACAGAAGAGCUGGAGGUGCGGAUCUUGGUACAGGCACGCCCUGGACAGGACAUCAGGCCUAUAGGUCAUGAUAUAAAGCGUGGGGAAUGUGUCCUGUCCAAGGGUACCCACAUGGGCCCUUCUGAGAUUGGCCUGCUGGCCACCGUAGGAGUCACUGAGGUGGAGGUGCAGAAGUUCCCAGUGGUGGCUGUCAUGUCAACUGGCAACGAGCUGUUGAACCCAGAGGAUGACCUGCACCCAGGGAAGAUCAGGGACAGUAACAGAUCUACACUGCUGGCCACCAUUCAGGAACAUGGCUACCCUACCAUCAACUUGGGCAUCGUCGGAGACAACCCAGACGACCUCCUUAAUGCCCUGAACGAGGGGAUCAGCCGUGCUGACGUCAUCAUCACCUCAGGAGGUGUGUCCAUGGGAGAGAAGGACUAUCUGAAGCAGGUGCUUGACAUUGACCUCCAUGCCCAGAUCCAUUUUGGACGCGUCUUUAUGAAGCCAGGUCUCCCCACCACGUUCGCCACUGUGGACAUUGACGGGGCACGGAAACUGAUAUUUGCCCUACCAGGUAAUUUCACCUUCAGAGACACAGGUGCCAUUUUCAUCGACCAUGUCCCCGACAGUGAGGCAAGCAGGGUGCCUGUGCCACCGCGCGGAAGUAACCCAGUGUCUGCGGUCGUCACCUGUAACCUCUUCGUCAUCCCUGCUCUAAGGAAGAUGCAGGGGAUCCUGGACCCUCGGCCCACCAUCAUCAAAGCCAGGCUUUCCUGUGAUGUAAAGUUGGACCCUCGUCCAGAGUACCACCGCUGCAUCCUGACAUGGCACCACCAGGAGCCUCUGCCAUGGGCACAGAGCACAGGAAAUCAGAUGAGUAGUCGACUGAUGAGCAUGAGGAGUGCCAACGGGCUGCUGAUGUUGCCUCCUAAAACAGAGCAAUACGUGGAGCUACAUAAAGGAGAGGUUGUGGACGUGAUGGUCAUAGGACGACUAUGAUGAUGUCAUCUUACGGGGACAGAUAGAUAGACAGGGAGAGAAAGUGGUGCAUGUCCACAUAUCAUAACUAUUCUGUAAUAUGCAAUGGCACAGCUAGUUUUUGUUGAUUUGAAGUUCAUCAAGUAUAAUUAACCAACAUCUGGAACACAAAGUAAAUGAAGUACAUACAUUGAUCAUGAAAUCUGAAUUUGAAAAGAUCAUUCUAUUUCAAAGAAAGACAAUGUUAUACCUUUUAAAGGUGAAAAAAAUAAGAGAUUUAUUCUGUAUUAUAUUAUUAUAAUUAUUAUUAUUACUAUUAUAUUGUCAUAUUAAGCAACUCUGUUUCUCUUUCAUCCUUGCAAUUGCUUUGUGUGUUCAACCCUAGACCUUAUAGAUUGAUAGCAGUAGCAUUUCAAUAACAAGCUGUAGGUGCUCAAAAAAAAAUACAAAUAAAUUACUAUUUUCUUAUCUCACAAAAAAAUGAUAGUAAAUACAUAUCUUCUUUUUGAACAGCGGAAACCCUUUUGAGAUAAUGUCAGAAGUCCCUCUUGGGGAACGUCCUGAUUCUCCACCCUUCUCCUGAAGUGUACACUUGCACACUCCCCGUCAUUUUUAAAGGCAUUGGAUUGGUGAAGGUAGGCAUUGACUGGAGGGAGUUUCCACCAGGACUAGAUCCAUGCAGGAAUAGAGUGAAGAAUCAGGAUGUAGCCUUGGUGCUCUGUCUUAUUAGGAGUGUUUUCAGGGUCCUGAGGGUGCCUUUAGCUAUCUUUCCCCUCCCUUUAGUAUUCUUCUUCUCUUCUAUGCCUCAUUAUAUGGGCUUUAUAAUGCCUCAUAAUGGCUUCACACACAGCUUUGCUUGUUGUUUUUCUUGUGAGUCGUGUUUGUGUGCAGUUGCCAAAAGUGGUGGGUAUCUUGGGCCAAAAGUCAUAGGGUCAUCAUGAUGAGACCUGGGCCUGUAUUCAUAAAGUGGCUCGGAGUAGUGAUCUAGGACCAGGUCCCCACGUCUAUAUAAUCUUAUUCAUUAUGAUAAACUGAUCCUAGAUCAGCACUCCUACUCCUUUAUGAUUACAGGCCUUGAAGGUGGAGAAAGGCAGCGAGUGGCCUGCCAGUGCCCCCUAGGCUGACUGUUUCCCCUAGCUGCCCCCCAGGCCCACUACUGUAGCUUCCCCUCCAGGCCCACAAGCUGCCCCCCAGGCACCCUAGCUGCCCCCUAGCUACCCCCCAGGCCCACUAACUUCCUUCCAGGCUGAUCAUUCCCCCUAGCUGCCCCCCAGUCCCAUUAGCUACCCCCCAGGCCCACUAACUUCCUUCCAGGCUGAUCGUUUCCCCUAGCUACCCCCAGGCCCACUAACUUCCUUCCAGGCUGAUCGUUCCCCCUAGCUGCCACACAGGCCCACUAACUUCCUUCCAGGCUGAUCAUUCCCCCUAGCUACCCCCAGGCCCACUAACUUCCUUCCAGGCUGAUCGUUCCCCCUAGCUGCCCCACUAGCUUCUUCAUAGUCUGACCUGGUCCUGAAGUCCCACCCAGAGACGUGUAUUCUUCCACA
Molecule: messenger RNA, 4188 nt
Organism: Oncorhynchus gorbuscha (pink salmon)
Lineage: Eukaryota; Metazoa; Chordata; Actinopteri; Salmoniformes; Salmonidae
Gene: gphna
Product: gephyrin a
Exons: 26
Coding region: 32-2662 (876 amino acids)
Biological process (GO): establishment of synaptic specificity at neuromuscular junction; postsynaptic neurotransmitter receptor diffusion trapping; glycine receptor clustering
Cellular component (GO): postsynaptic membrane; cytoplasm; dendrite
Molecular function (GO): molybdopterin molybdotransferase activity
Source: RefSeq, a predicted model, not a curated record